GAAAUUUUGCUCCAGAUAUCGGAUUUUGCUCCGGUUAUCAGACUUAUGAUACGCAUCUGCCUGCCUGACCACCCAGGGGACCCCGCCACUACACCUCUCAGUUUGCCUCUGUUACUGGUCAACCACACCAUCAUAUGAGAUAUACAAGCUCAGCAAGUCCAGCUACAUCUGCAGGGACUUUCGAAUCUGCCAAACCUUUCUCUGCAAUUCCUGGCCCAGUCAAUCUUCCAGUCAUAGGAACAUUGUUUCCAUACAAAAUAGGAAUCAAGAAAGUGCCAUCUUAUCAUCUUGACGUCUGCAACCUUUAUCAUAAAUAUGGGCCAAUUGUAAAGGAGGUUUUUGGUUCUCAACCCGUUGUUCAUUUAUUUGAUGUGGCUGAUAUUCGUGCUGUUUAUGAAAAUGAUGGAAAAACUCCUCAUAUUCCACCAUUACAAGAAACAUCACAAUUUUAUCGCCAGCAGAAGAACAUGUCACUUGGACUUGGAAAUCUAAAUGGUGAAGAAUGGUAUAAGCUAAGGCAUGCUGUGCAACAAAUGAUGCUGCGUCCUCGAGAAGUUAGUUACUACUAUCCUCUUCAGGAUAGUGUGGCCAGACGUGCUGUAGACAAAGUAACACUUAGUACAGAUGAUCAUGGGUACAUUUCUGAAUUACACUUCCUCGUUGGUAAAUGGAUCCUUGAAUCUGCAGGGAUGUGCUGCUUUGAAAAAUCUCUUGGUUGCUUGAGUGGCGGCCUGAAGGAAGAUUUAGCACAGAAACUGGUGGAGGCAAAUAAUGAAAUAUUUAAGCUGUCGGCUGAGCUAAAGUUUUCAUUGCGGUUGUAUCGCUACUUCAAAUUCCCAAAAUAUAGAAGACUUCAAACUAUUCAAGAUUUCUUUUAUGGAGUGUCAAUUAAGUUCAUCAGAGAGACGAUGGAUGAGAUCAAGGAUCUCAUAAAAGAAAAGAAGCUUGUAGAUGGCCAGUUCAACUUCCUCACAUACCUCAUGUCUCGUAAGGAACUCUCUGAGAAGGAUGUCAUCACCCUCACCUUGUCUCUCUUCUCUGAUGGUCUUUCUACAACUGCUCCAACACUUCUUGGUAAUCUUCAUUGUUUAGCACUGAAUCCAAGCAUUCAAGAACGACUCUAUGAUGAAAUUAAAAGUCACGUGGACCCAGAUGCUCCAAUAACUGUUCAAAUCAUCAACAAAUUGCAUUACCUUAAGGCAUUUGUUAAGGAAGUAUUUAGAUUUUAUCCAGUUGGUGAAGUUGUGAAGCGUGUCCUUCAGAAGGAUAUGCUUCUGAGUGGCUAUCAUGUUCCUGCUGGGACUUCCGUUGAUUUAAAUGCUUACAUUUGGUUACAAAGUGAUCACUAUUUCGAAGACCCAGGCAUGUUGCGUCCUGAACGCUGGCUUAGAGACUUGCCCGGAAGUACACACGUAGAUCCUUACGUCCACAACCCAUUCAGUAUUGGUACUCGGAUGUGUGCAGGUCGCAGGUUUGCAGAGCAGGAUUUGUAUGUUGGCCUGUGUCGAUUGCUGCUGAAGUUUCAUUUGGUGGCAACAAACAACACUCCACCACAGCAAGAAUGGAAUACGUUGCUACAGCCAAAGAUUCCCCUGCCUCUACAGUUCAUUCCAAGGAAUUAAGCAUUGAUGCAGUAU
Messenger RNA from Cherax quadricarinatus, 1637 nucleotides. Its product is annotated as probable cytochrome P450 CYP44. Lineage: Eukaryota; Metazoa; Arthropoda; Malacostraca; Decapoda; Parastacidae. Gene Ontology annotation, molecular function: oxidoreductase activity, acting on paired donors, with incorporation or reduction of molecular oxygen; iron ion binding; monooxygenase activity. The record is from RefSeq and is a predicted model, not a curated record.